AAAGCAUUCCACAUGCUUUAGACAAUCAUUGAAGCGUGCUUGCUCACAACCGAUCGAACGGAUUUUUUGCGGUCGUAGUGAUUUCUUUCUACCAUUCAAGAAUUGAAGUUUGUUACCUCAUCGAGGACCCAGUGUUCUUGUUACCGUCAGCACGUAGGGCUACGUAUUUCAACUCAAGCUGUUCCGCUUUGAUCCACAUUAUAAGUACGGGAACAAGAAAACCGGACGUUUUGUCAUUGAUUCUGUGGCCUUCUUGGUUUCAGCGCUAAACAUCACGACGUUUCGUUCACCGUCGUAAAUCACAGCCAGGGAAACGAGAGACAAAUUAUGUCACUAAUGAAGAUGAUGGAUUUUGGAAGAAAUUUCUUGAUGAUACAUUUGACCUGGGUUCUAAUAAACCUGGCUGGAAUAAGCUCAGCUUCGAGCACCCCAGGUCAACCAAAAAACCUUCACGUUUCAAGUGUUCAUGACCUCACGAUCACGCUACGGUGGAGAAGACCACUGACUACUGCAGGCUUAACAGACAACUCCACACUGUCCUAUACUGUAUCAUAUCAGGUUGAUCAGGAUUCUUCCCUUAAACGGUUGAUCGUACCAACAGAGAGUGCUCAGCUUGAUUUAGCUUUUAAGAAGCAGUAUAAUAUAUUUGUGCAGGCCAUGCACAGGCAGGAUCAUCAAAUCAAAGGCGAUUGGUCCCGCAAAUUGGUGGUCAACACAAACAACUUGGUUCCAGCGAAACCCACCAAUUUUAAGAUUGCCAGUAUCAGGGAAAUAGGGUCCAAGUUCCAAGCGACAUUAACUUGGGACAAGCCAACCACAACUACCAGUGGGAUAACGGAUUCGUCCACAAUUAAAUAUUAUAUCAGCUACAAAGUUCUCAAAAGUGGUCCCAAUAGGCAAACGCAGAGUUCUUCAGAAAGAUAUUCUCUUCGCAGUCUUGCAGCGGCCUCAACAUAUCAGAUAAAAGUCAGAGCUUUUAAGACCUCUAAGCCAGAGAUGGUUAGCGAAUGGUCCGACCCCAAAAUACUUCAAACAAAUGAAUCAAGACCGAGCAAACCACCAGGAAAUGUCCGAGCCGUUUCUAACACACCUUCAUCGCUAACAGUCUCAUGGAGUCCAAUCCCUAAAGAUGGUCAAAAUGGCGUCAUUUUGGGCUUCGUUGUGUUUUACUGUGAACAGACUGAUUGUGAAUCGAAUAAAUGGACUAAAAACUAUGUAAAACUAGUUUUUUCUCACCAAUUGCAAGGUCUUGUGAGUGGAAAGCAAUACUCUGUCAAAAUAGCGGGAUAUACGAAGAUUGGUGAGGGAAGGAAGUCUAAACCGAUUAAGAGGGUUGUUAUCGGAGGCUCAUUUCUCACAACUACAAGAGAAACUACUUCACAAAAGUCAACAACGAUUGCCCCAGAAACGACGCAAAGUACGCCGAUCAAGUCUACAAAAACAGUGACUGUGCAUGUGGAAACAGUGACAAAUGUUUCAACAGAGAGCCUGACGACAAUUGUUGUAUUCCCCACCGAGCCAAAGAAAACAGAACCGACUUUAUCAAGGACUGUAGCAACUGUUCAAUCAACACUUUCCUCAGAGAAGGCUGUAACAAGCGAUCCGUCUGAGCCGCUCACACCAGUGGUUGCUAAACUUGAUCAAGCAAGAAAAACAUCUAAGGACAACAUGCUAAACAAAAUUCUCAUAAUUGGUGCUCCUGUGGGCGGCGCCAUUCUCCUGGUCAUCAUAUUCGUAAUUGUCUUCACCUUAACGCGGAAACGUUCACGCAAAAGAAGACAGCUGCUUCAAAAUGGCGCCAAGCCAAGGCGGUCAAGAAAUAUGGUAACAAGAGGGGCGUACAGCGUCCGAUAUGAGUCUCCUUCCGCGGCAUCCACCCUCGGUGGAGACUCCAUGACCGAGGGGCUGUUACCUACUGCAGAUGAACCAGAUCAACCUGAAAUUCUUGUAGAGCAACCAAAUGGAACAGUACCUAGCACAGACACGGAAAAUGUCCCUUUGGUGGCUUCCGGUUAUUCAGAAAAAUGCGAUCCUUUGCGGGUUGAUUUGAAUUCGGAGCAGAGUAAACUCGACGACGGGGCAUCUGCGGGAUUGUACGACAGUAUUGGAUCUCUGACAAAAAUUGGAUGCGCGCCCAAUGGCGGGAAAAGUGAUGAUGAAGAUCGUUAUGUCACUCAAGAUCAAAUCAACGCCGCGCGCCAAGCCACGCGUGAGGAGUCUCAGUCUCAGGCUCAGGCUUCUCCGGACGAGGGUCAUUAUAAAAUACCCAAAGAAGUAGCGAUGGAGGACUUCUAUAAAAGACCUAAGGAUGUUCUUAAUGGCAGCAACACGUACGUGAAUAUGAAUGGACUGCAAACAGAAAACUUAUAUGAAACCGUCGGGCCAAAAAGGCCUGAGGAGCCAGUAUACGAGAAUACGCCCGGUGGUGAUGAGGAGCACGCAGAUACUGAGGGUGGAAUACAACCCGAUUUAUUGUAAAAAGAAACGUAGAAGACUUUUGCAGUGCAGGAAUAAAUUUUUUCUCAAACGGUUAUGUAAACAUCAUUGGAAGCCUUGACAGCUAACUUAGAAGAGUGAUGAGGCACGGUCUUCUUAAGCAAUGAAGUGUUUUUCGUAUUACUAUAACUAAAGUAAUCAAAACGGCCCCCACAGGUUUAUGAAGCGCGGGAAAACGCGUGCGACCCUACAGGUUUAUGAAGCGCGGGAAAACGCGUGCGACCUGAUUGGUUGCGAGUGUGGAAUGAGUUUUCUGGACCAAUAGCGAAGCGAGGUGAAGAAAAACAAAACGAAUGCAAUCGUGGUUAACCCUUUUCCUUCUAGGAGUGACUGGCAUCUAAUUUCUCCCUACAAUAUCAGCCCUGAAUCACUCGUUAAAGUCACGAGAAUAAAAGAAAUGAUCAACAAUUGAAGCUCUUGAUUGUUUAACAAAUUCUCCUUGUCAGCACCUAAAGAAAUGUAUCGAGAACAGUAUGGAGAAUAUGCAUACUGAUGUUAGGGUCUAAAGGGUUAAUCCACGAUUACUUUUGACACUCAUUCUAAGAAAAAGGAGCGAGGAUUUAUACGAGCGUCUUAUGUCCGAUAAAAAGGGACAGGUGCUCUUUCCUCGCCCGUGCCCGCUUCUACGCACGCAUAUACAACUCUCGCCCGUCUUUCCUAGUCUGUUCUUGUUACUACGUAUUACAUUGACCAACAGAAACGUUACUACGGUUUCUCAGAGUGUUCAUAAAAUAAGGACAAUUAUUUUUCAGGUCGCACGACGGUUUCUUUGAACACGUAAAUUGUAGAUAACGAGGAAGAAAAAUUGAAUGUAUUAUCUCACCCCUUCUUUUCAAAUUUUUCCUCGUCCAUGUCUCCUCCUCCCCGAGUUUUCCUAUUUCCUUUAUACCGUCUGUGGAAUCGUUAUCUUUCGGCCAGUACGAAGACUUACCGAAUUUGACUUCGCAAUGAUUGGGCAAAUGUCGUAAGGCUUCGUCUUCGUUUCAAGCCCAAUAACAGUAAUACUGCAAGUGGAUAGGAGGGGGGGAGAGGGGGGGUGUUUGGGUUUUGUUAAAAAACAUAGAAGUAACUUUAAAACUAGUUUUGUUUAAGAGCAAAAAAUGCAUAACAAUAGAUUUUUGUUGAACAUUUUUAAUGAUGUAUCACUAAAUCAAAAUGAAAAUAGAAUUAAAAUGCAAAGAAACAACUGCUGACU
Molecule: messenger RNA, 3691 nt
Organism: Pocillopora verrucosa
Lineage: Eukaryota; Metazoa; Cnidaria; Anthozoa; Scleractinia; Pocilloporidae
Product: cell adhesion molecule Dscam1
Biological process (GO): cytokine-mediated signaling pathway
Cellular component (GO): external side of plasma membrane; signaling receptor complex
Molecular function (GO): cytokine receptor activity; cytokine binding
Source: RefSeq, a predicted model, not a curated record